AUGACCAAAUCCAGCGAUGCGGGCCUCUCCCCGGCUCUCGUCGAGACGGUCGCCGGUCUUUCGGCCGGCUCCAUGGCCACUUUGAUUGUCCAUCCGCUUGAUAUUGUCAAGACUCGGAUGCAGAUCCACCGAAGCAGCCCAACCAACCCCUCGGCAGCGCUCACCACCGUCUCCGUCUUCCGGAGUCUGGCGCAAACCGACCAGCCCCUCGCCGCCCUCUACCGCGGCCUGACCCCGAACCUCAUCGGCAACGCCACCAGCUGGGCCUCCUUUUUCUUCUUCAAGUCCCGUUUCGAGCGACUCAUCGCUCACCUCAAGGCCCCUCCCCCUCCUUCACCAUCAUCAUCAACCUCUUUCUCAUCAUCAUCCCACAAAGAUGUAACCACCACCACCAUCCAAAGGGAAACCCAAGCCCAAAUCAAAUCCCACCUCUCCCCCACCGACUUCUUCGCCGCCUCCCUCCUCGCCGGCGCCGCCACGCAAAUCAUCACCAACCCCAUCUGGGUCCUCAAGACCCGCAUGUUAUCCACCGACCGGGCCGCCGCCGACGCCUACCCGAGCAUGUUAUCCGGCGCCUUCCGGCUAUUCAGAUCCGAAGGGAUCCUCGGUUUCUACCGUGGUUUAGGAGUCGGCAUGCUAGCCGUCAGCCACGGCGCCGUGCAAUUCGCCGUGUACGACCCCGCGCGGAGGAUGUAUAUCGCGAGCAGGGACGCUAAGCGGCGACUUUCUAGUUAUGGUCAGCAGGAAGUGGCACUGAAUGGAGAAGGGGAGGAGAGGAUAUCGAACGAGGCGACGAUUGUGCUUUCUACUGUGGCGAAGCUGGUGGCCGGCACGGCGACGUACCCGUUGCAGGUCAUGAGGGCGAGGCUGCAGCAUCAUCUGGCUGAUGAGCUGUUUGGGCGGGGCAUAGCGGGGGUGGUGAGGAAGCUGUGGAGGGAGGAAGGGUUUAGAGGGUUUUAUAGGGGCAUGAUGCCUGGUGUGGUGAGGGUGCUGCCAGCGACGUGGGUGACUUUUUUGGUGUAUGAGAAUGUCAAGUAUUAUCUGCCUAAGAUGGUGGGCGGUAGUAUGUGA
Molecule: messenger RNA, 1071 nt
Organism: Sordaria macrospora k-hell
Lineage: Eukaryota; Fungi; Ascomycota; Sordariomycetes; Sordariales; Sordariaceae
Biological process (GO): folate import into mitochondrion; nucleotide transport
Cellular component (GO): mitochondrion
Molecular function (GO): folic acid transmembrane transporter activity; FAD transmembrane transporter activity
Source: RefSeq, a predicted model, not a curated record